AUGACUGUAAGCAGCUCAGAUGUGGACCAGAAGAACAUGAGAAAAUAUUUGAGUAGUUCCUGCAUUUCAGUGUUUUCCUGCAAGGGGCCGUCUUCUCCAACAAUCAAGAAUAUCAUAAGUAAAGCCAAAGCAGGAUCAGAGUCUAAGGACGAGGAAGAUGGUUCAAAAAUGGACACCAAACGUACCUCUGUUUCUCAGCUGCCCAGGAAAAUGUGGGGCAUUGAUGACUUUGAAAUUGGGCGGCCACUUGGGAAAGGUAGAUUUGGAACCGUUUAUUUGGCUCGUGAACAAAAUACCCACUUCAUCCUAGCCCUAAAAGUCAUCUUCAAGUCUGCCCUGGAGAAAUCACAAUUGGAGCACCAGCUCCGAAGAGAAAUAGAAAUUCUGAGUCAUCUCAGGCAUCCAAAUAUUUUGAGAUUUUAUAACUACUUUCACGACAGAACUCGGAUCUACCUGAUGUUGGAAUAUGCUCCAGGAGGGGAGCUGUACAAAGAGUUGCAAAAACAUGAGCAUUUUGAGGAGACUAGAACUGCCACGUAUAUAGAAGAAAUAUCUGAUGCUCUGAUAUACUGCCAUGCUCAGAAAGUGAUCCACCGAGAUAUCAAGCCUGAAAACCUCCUGCUAGGACUUAAAGGGGAACUGAAGUUAGCAGACUUUGGCUGGUCCGUGCAUGCUCCGUCACUCAGGAGGACAACAUUUUGUGGCACGACAGAUUACCUUGCCCCAGAAAUGAUUGAUGGGAGAACCCAUGAUGAAAAUGUUGAUGUCUGGUGUGUUGGUGUUCUAUGUUUUGAGUGUCUUGUGGGGUAUGCGCCAUUUGAAGCACCCACCCGCAAUGAAACAUACAAAAGAAUUGCAGAGGUUAAAUUCACAUUUCCCACAUGGAUCCCUGAUGGUGCUAAGGACCUUAUUUCAAAAACACUUAAGCGCACUCCUUCUUUGAGGCUGUCUCUCAAAGAAAUAAUAAAACAUCCAUGGGUUAAGAAGAACUCAAGGAGGAUUUUCCCACCAGUUUAUAAAGCAGCUGAACAAUAA
Terrapene triunguis (Three-toed box turtle) is the source of this 1035-nucleotide messenger RNA. RefSeq names its product aurora kinase C-like. The transcript has 7 exons. The record is from RefSeq and is a predicted model, not a curated record. Gene Ontology annotation, cellular component: spindle pole centrosome; spindle microtubule; chromosome passenger complex. Lineage: Eukaryota; Metazoa; Chordata; Testudines; Emydidae. Gene Ontology annotation, molecular function: protein kinase activity; ATP binding. Gene Ontology annotation, biological process: protein phosphorylation; mitotic spindle organization; regulation of cytokinesis. Bases 1 to 1035 code for a protein of 344 amino acids.